GUUAGGGUAUUAUUGGUUGGUGAUAUUUAGGCGUUUUGUCCCGCCCAUUAAACGUUGUUCGGCUCUCCUCCGCCAGCGGUGUGUCGGCCGGUUCUUUCUGAAGCCACAACCACCACACCAUCCAGACAGGUUGAUUAUCGGGGCUGCGGGGUCGCCCUGACGAGUUGAAAACGGGAAAACGGUGAAGCUGAACAUCCGCUUCGUCCACUGACCGUCUGAUCUCCCGAUGUCGGACUUCAAGCUCGGGAUCGUUCGGCUGGGCCGUGUGGCCGGGAAGACAAAAUACACACUAAUUGAUGAGCAGGACAUACCUCUGGUGGAAAACUAUGCCUUUGAGGCACGCAUGGAGGUAGAUGCAGACGGCAAUGGAGCCAAGAUCUUUGCCUAUGCUUUCGACAUCGGUAAAGGGCGCUGGGCAGGAAGACCCCUGCACGAGCUGCUCUGGGAGAAACACAGAGGAGGCAUCGCCCCCAGUUUCCAAGUGGUCCACAUCAAUUCGGUCACUGUGGACAAUCGCCUAGACAACCUACGCCUGGUGCCAGCGGGAUGGAGCCCUAAGCCAGAGGAGAUCUCCAGCAAGCAAAGGGAGCAGUCUCUGUACUGGCUGGCCAUCCAGCAGGUGCCUGCGGACCCGGUCGAGGAGCAGUACCUGGAGCUGAGCCGGACCCGCUACUACAACGCCAAUGGGGAGCUGGUGGAGGAGGAGGAGUGCUCCUGUACCUACUACGAGUGUCACUACCCGCCCUGCUCACUCAUCGAGAGGAGGCUGCGGGAGUUCAACAUCUGUGGCCGCUGCCAGGUGGCGCGGUACUGCGGCUCCCAGUGCCAGCAGCGGGACUGGCCGGCCCACAAGAAGCAGUGCCGCGAGCGCAAGCGUGCGCUGGCGCUGGAGUCGGAGCCGGAGCGGUGAUGCCCCUCCCCUCCCUCCUCUGCACUGGAGACGCAGGGGGGGGCGGUGUUAAGACAUUGUGGAGAAGCCGACAGAAGGCGAGUGGGGGUGGAUUGGUUGGGGACACAAAGUGCAAAACGGAUAAAUAUCUGCUGACGGGAGACUUAGGCCGAGGACAAUGAUGGUGGCUGCUUGCGACUGGAAGUGUGUGUGUGUGUGUGUGUGUGUGUGUGUGUGUGUGUGUGUGUGUGUGUGUGUGUGUGUGUGUGUGUGUGUGUGUGUGUGUGUGUGUGUGUGUGUGUGUGUGUGUGUGUGUGUGUGUGUGUGUGUGUGUGUGUGUGUGUGUGUGUCCUUGGACCACAGUCGACUACAGAUCUCCAAAGAAACUCUGAGGAGCAGGCUCAGAAGGCUACAAGUGAUGGUUACGGACAGGUCUCUUUCACAUGGCCACCAUCCAACCCCAGAUCAAUCCUCCUGACCACAUCCAAGUUGGCGGUCAUGCUUCUCUGAAACCAGCUGCCACCACAUGCCACAGAUGGACUCCACUGAUUGAAAAUAACACUACCAGUAUUGAGUAGGUGUACGUAUGCGUGUGUCAUGCCAUUAUGGACUGAAGGUCAUUUGAAGAAGUGGGCUGGGUGUUUAUGUAUUGUUUGUUCUUUUUGCAAAAGGGGCCAUAUUAUGGAUUUUCAGUUUCAUAAGUUAACUAUUUGGUCCUAAUCAUAAAUAUUGUGGGUGGAUGUUUUAGUUGGGGAGGGAGGGCUUGGGGGAAGUUCAUUUAUUUUGUUCUUUGUUGAACCAGCCGUUAAAUAAAGGCUUUACACUUCAUCUUCAAGAGAUGUGGCCUCUGGGUUUGGUUUUUAAAAGGAUCAAAGGAGAACUGUGAUACUGUACUGUUGAAUAGACGAGAGCUAACUCCAUGCCCCCUGUUGGUUGAUUGACUUGCUAUUGGGAGAUUCAUGUUUACAGCUGGUCCUGAUCUUCAUUGGCACUCCUUCGUGGUUGAACCGCAUCAACUACAAAAUAGUCUGAUAUUGUCCAGGUUUGUAUGAGGAGGUUUCUUGAAGGGGUUUGCUUGACUUGAAUUGACAUCCAGGGUCUUUGUUGUGAUCCAGUGGCUCUUGGAGGUGCAUUCAUUGAAGCAGCUCACACCUUUGCGGUCACUAAAUUCAACAUGAUAUCCGUGCAGAAAAAACACUUUGAAACCCUAAUUUAUGUUUCGCAGGGUGUGCUAAUUUCUACAAUCCAUGCUUUCAGUUUUAUCCUCGUGAAAAAAAAUCCCAUAUUGCACGAAAAGUCACUUGAACUUCCACUCGUAUUGUAACAAUGGUUGAGAGUCAACGUUUUGUUAUCGUUUCCUUUGUAAGAAUGUAUGAGAACUGAAGUGAUCCUACAGUCCAGUUUAAUAUUAAGCCCUUUGUGACAUCACAAAUGGCCAGGUAGGAUCAUUCCAAGAUCACAAACUCAUCUUCAAGAGCUGAAUCGAUUCUCCGAAGUGUUAAUGGGCCUUUUUUUUUUUUACUUUUUUAUACUUCCCAGCCUGGUCCCCGAUUCUGUUUACACUGCAUUUGACGUAAUGCAGAAUCUUUUCAUUUGUCCUAUUAUGUGUCCUGGGUUGUGUCUGAUACUUGCAUACAACCAUGUACCACAAUGUUUUGGUCGUCAUAUGUGAACAGGUUAUUGAACACUGCUCAAUGUUAAAGAAUUGUUCUUGGUGUGGAUGAGGGGUAAUUGGUUAAUUAGAGAAUCUUUAUUGUUUUAACUAAUCAGAAGAGUAACAGUAUGUGAAAGGAAUUAUGGUGGGGAAUAGCGCAUUUGUUCACUGUAAAAUGCUCAAAUAAAAAAGUAAAGUUUGA
Molecule: messenger RNA, 2745 nt
Organism: Gadus macrocephalus (Pacific cod)
Lineage: Eukaryota; Metazoa; Chordata; Actinopteri; Gadiformes; Gadidae
Gene: zmynd19
Product: zinc finger, MYND-type containing 19
Exons: 6
Coding region: 227-910 (227 amino acids)
Source: RefSeq, a predicted model, not a curated record